AUGGCUCGGUUCGGGGAUGAUCUGCCAACCCGCUAUGGAGGUGGAGGGCCGGCCGGGGCUGGAAGAGGGAGCAGCCGGCAAGGUGGCCCCCAAGCCGGCCAAAGGAUGUAUAAGCAGUCGAUGGCUCAGAGGGCCAGGACUAUGGCUCUCUACAACCCCAUCCCUGUCAAACAGAACUGCUUCACAGUCAACAGAUCCCUCUUCAUCUUCAGUGAAGAUAAUGUUAUACGGAAAUAUGCCAAGAGAAUAACAGAGUGGCCUCCAUUUGAAUACAUGAUUUUAGCUACAAUCAUAGCCAACUGUAUUGUACUGGCUCUGGAACAACAUUUGCCGGAUGGAGACAAGACACCAAUGUCAGAGAGAUUGGAUGACACUGAGCCGUACUUUAUUGGAAUAUUUUGUUUUGAAGCUGGUAUAAAAAUCAUUGCUCUGGGGUUUGUUUUUCAUAAAGGCUCUUACCUCCGAAACGGUUGGAAUGUGAUGGAUUUUGUUGUGGUCCUCACAGGGAUUCUAGCAACUGCUGGGACUGAUUUUGACCUGCGGACCCUGCGAGCUGUCCGAGUGUUACGACCCCUGAAGCUUGUGUCAGGAAUCCCAAGCUUGCAGGUUGUCCUCAAGUCCAUCAUGAAGGCAAUGGUGCCUUUGCUUCAGAUCGGGCUGCUCCUCUUCUUCGCUAUCGUGAUGUUUGCCAUCAUCGGGCUGGAGUUUUACAUGGGGAAGUUUCAUAAAACCUGCUUCUCUAAUGAGACAGGCGAUGAGGUGGGAGAUUUUCCGUGCGGAGAGGAGCCUCCUGCCAGGCAGUGUGAGAGUGGGACCACCUGCAGGGAGUACUGGCAAGGGCCCAACUAUGGCAUCACCAACUUCGACAACAUCCUCUUUGCUGUGCUCACCGUCUUCCAGUGCAUCACCAUGGAGGGAUGGACCGACAUCCUCUACAAUACAAAUGAUGCUGCAGGAAACACCUGGAACUGGCUUUACUUCAUCCCUCUCAUCAUCAUUGGCUCUUUCUUCAUGCUCAACUUGGUGCUGGGCGUCUUAUCGGGUGAAUUUGCCAAAGAACGAGAAAGGGUAGAAAAUCGUCGAGCCUUCCUGAAGCUCCGCAGGCAGCAGCAAAUUGAACGGGAACUAAACGGAUACUUGGAGUGGAUCUUCAAAGCAGAGGAGGUCAUGCUGGCAGAGGAAGACAAGAAUGCAGAAGAGAAGUCUCCUCUGGACGGGAGGGCCGCCUCGGAAGGGCCGAUUCAACAAGGCACGGCACCGGCAGAGACUAGUCCCGGCAGAGCCAGCAGCGGCAGCAGCUACAACAUGUUGAAAAGAGCUGCAAUAAAGAAGAGCAAAAACGACUUGAUUCAUGCUGAAGAAGGGUCUCCUUUUGCCCGUGCCAGUUUGAAGAGUGGGAAGAACGAGAGCUCAUCCUACUUCAGGAGGAAAGAGAAAAUGUUCCGGUUCUUCAUUCGGCGCAUGGUGAAAGCUCAGAGCUUCUACUGGAUCGUCCUCUGCGUGGUGGCCCUCAACACGCUCUGCGUCGCGAUGGUGCACUAUGACCAGCCGGAGAAGCUCACCACCGCGCUGUAUUUCGCAGAGUUUGUUUUUCUGGGUCUGUUCCUUACUGAGAUGUCUUUGAAGAUGUAUGGACUGGGGCCAAGAAACUACUUCCACUCUUCGUUCAACUGCUUUGACUUUGGGGUCAUCGUGGGAAGUAUAUUUGAAGUUAUUUGGGCUGCAGUGAAACCGGGGACCUCAUUCGGCAUCAGCGUAUUGAGAGCGCUUCGACUGCUGAGGAUUUUCAAAGUAACAAAGUACUGGAACUCCCUGAGGAAUCUGGUGGUCUCCUUGCUGAACUCCAUGAAGUCCAUCAUCAGUUUGCUCUUCCUGCUGUUCCUGUUCAUCGUUGUGUUUGCCUUGCUGGGGAUGCAGCUCUUUGGAGGACAAUUCAAUUUCCAAGAUGAAACACCAACCACGAAUUUCGAUACCUUCCCUGCCGCCAUCCUCACAGUAUUCCAGAUCCUGACGGGGGAAGACUGGAACGCGGUGAUGUACCACGGCAUAGAGUCGCAGGGCGGCGUCCGCUCGGGGAUGUUCUCCUCCAUUUACUUCAUCGUCCUGACGUUGUUUGGUAACUAUACGCUCCUGAAUGUCUUCUUGGCUAUCGCUGUUGACAAUCUGGCAAAUGCCCAAGAGCUGACCAAGGACGAGGAGGAGAUGGAGGAAGCCACCAACCAAAAGCUCGCUCUGCAGAAGGCCAAGGAAGUGGCCGAAGUCAGCCCCAUGUCUGCAGCUAAUAUUUCCAUAGCCGCCAAGCAGCAGAACUCCUCCAAAUCCAAGUCGGUUUGGGAGCAGAGGACCAGCCAGAUCCGGAUGCACAAUUUCCGCGCCAGCUGCGAGGCGCUGUACAACGAGCUGGAUCCGGAGGAGCGGGUGCGUUACGCCACCACCCUUCACAUCAGGCCAGACAUGAAGACUCAUUUGGAUCGGCCGCUGGUGGUAGAGCCGAGGAGCGAAGGCAGGAACAACAUCAGCAAGCUGAGCCCCGUGGACGUGCAGGAGGUGGAGCAGACCAAAGUCAGCUCCACUGAUGGGGCAGAAGCUCCGCGAAAGCACCACCGGCAUCGCGAUAAGGAGAAAUUGGGAGAGCAAGAGAAGGGCGAUGUGACCAAGGAGGAGAACGGGGAAUCUGGCGCCAACAAUAAGGAGGAGCGGCACAGGCAGCACAGGAGCAGCAGCAAAGAGGUGGAAGGGGGGGGUAAGGAAGGGAAAAGUGAGCGCAGCAGGGGCCAGGAAGGGGGAAAGAGGCACCAUCGCCGGGGGUCGGUGGAAGAAGGUGCCGAGAAGGAGCACCGGAGGCAUCGGACUCACCGGCACUCUGCCGAACGGCAAGGCAAGGAAGGCAACGGGACCAUCAACGGGGCCAGGAGCGAGCGGCGUUCCCGACACCGGGGAGGGUCGAGGUCUGGGAACAGGGAAGGAGAGCCCGGGUCCAAGGGCGAGAACGGAGAAGAGCCUCACAGACGGCACAGGUUCAGGAACAGAGCACUCUCGACGUAUGAUUCGGUGGAGAAGGAGAACGGGGAGAAGGAGGGGGAGGCUGGCGAGAAGGAGCACCGGAAUCAUCAGCCCAAGGAGAACCAGUGUGAGAUUGAAGCUAGUGGAAGCGUGACCGUCCCCGUGCACACCCUUCCCAGCACCUACCUGCAGAAAGUCCCGGAGCAGCCAGAAGACGCUGACAACCAGAAGAACGUGACGCGGAUGAUUCAGCCACCUCUGGACAAAACCACCACUGUGAACAUCCCCGUCACUAUCACUGCCCCGCCGGGGGAGACCACUGUCAUACCAAUGAACAACGUUGAAUUUGAAAGUAAAACAGAGGAGAAGAAAGACGUCGAUGACUUGACGAAAAAUGGGCCUAAACCAAUCUUGCCUUACAGUUCCAUGUUCAUCCUCAGUCCUACAAAUCCGAUUCGGCGUCUCUUCCACUACAUUGUCAACCUGCGCUAUUUUGAGAUGGUCAUCCUCAUAGUUAUAGCCCUCAGCAGCAUAGCCCUGGCUGCAGAAGACCCUGUCCAAGCGGAGUCACCGAGGAACGAUGCUCUGAAAUACUUGGAUUAUAUCUUUACGGGCGUCUUUACCUUUGAGAUGGUGAUCAAGAUGAUUGACUUGGGGCUGCUCCUCCACCCUGGCUCCUACUUCCGUGACCUGUGGAAUAUCCUGGACUUCAUUGUGGUCAGUGGGGCCUUGGUGGCAUUUGCCUUCUCAGGAACCAAAGGCAAGGACAUCAACACAAUCAAGUCCCUGCGAGUUCUGCGGGUCCUCAGACCGCUGAAGACCAUUAAACGGCUACCAAAACUAAAGGCUGUCUUCGACUGCGUGGUGAAUUCUCUGAAGAACGUCCUCAAUAUCCUCAUCGUUUACAUGCUCUUCAUGUUCAUUUUUGCCGUCAUUGCUGUGCAGCUCUUCAAAGGCAGAUUCUUCUACUGCACCGAUGAGUCGAAGGAGCUGGAGAAGGACUGCAGGGGUCAGUACCUCGAUUAUGAAAAAAAUGAGGUGGAGGCGCAGCCCAGGGAAUGGAAAAAAUAUGAGUUCCACUACGACAACGUGCUCUGGGCUCUGCUCACGCUCUUCACCGUCUCCACAGGCGAAGGAUGGCCAACUGUGCUGAAGCACUCGGUGGAUGCUACCUACGAGGAACAGGGUCCCAGCCCUGGCUACCGAAUGGAAAUGUCUAUCUUUUACGUGGUGUAUUUUGUUGUCUUCCCUUUUUUCUUUGUGAACAUCUUUGUGGCGUUAAUCAUCAUCACCUUCCAAGAGCAAGGAGAUAAAGUGAUGUCAGAGUGCAGCCUCGAGAAAAACGAGAGGGCCUGCAUAGACUUCGCCAUAAGUGCCAAGCCACUGACCCGCUACAUGCCUCAGAACAAGCAGUCUUUUCAGUACAAGAUGUGGAAAUUUGUGGUGUCCCCUCCCUUUGAGUAUUUUAUCAUGGUCAUGAUUGCACUCAAUACCAUUGUCCUAAUGAUGAAGUUCUAUGAUGCUCCAGAAGCAUAUGAAGAAAUGUUGAAAUGCCUGAAUAUUGUGUUUACAUCCAUGUUUUCAAUGGAAUGUGUGCUGAAGAUCAUUGCCUUUGGUGUGCUGAAUUAUUUCCGAGAUGCCUGGAAUGUCUUUGAUUUUGUAACAGUGUUGGGAAGUAUUACUGAUAUUUUAGUAACAGAGAUUGCGGACACGGACAACUUCAUCAACCUCAGCUUCCUGCGGCUCUUCAGGGCAGCCAGACUUAUCAAGCUCCUUCGCCAGGGUUACACUAUCCGCAUCUUGCUCUGGACCUUUGUGCAGUCUUUUAAGGCCUUGCCUUAUGUGUGUCUCCUCAUUGCAAUGCUCUUCUUCAUCUACGCCAUUAUCGGCAUGCAGGUAUUUGGAAACAUUGCUCUAGAUGAUGAAACCUCCAUUAAUCGGCACAAUAACUUCCGUACCUUCCUCCAAGCCCUGAUGCUUCUCUUCAGGAGCGCCACGGGGGAAGCCUGGCACGAGAUCAUGCUGUCCUGCCUGAGCAACAGAGCCUGCGACCCGCUCUCCGGCCUCACCAAAAACGAAUGCGGCAGCGAUUUUGCCUAUUUCUACUUCGUGUCGUUCAUCUUCCUCUGCUCCUUCCUGAUGUUAAACCUGUUUGUGGCUGUGAUCAUGGACAAUUUUGAGUACCUGACAAGAGACUCCUCCAUCCUUGGGCCCCAUCAUUUGGAUGAGUUUGUUCGUGUCUGGGCUGAAUACGACCCAGCUGCCUGUUGCCGGAUUCAUUAUAAGGAUAUGUACAAUUUGUUACGUGUAAUUGCUCCACCCCUGGGCUUAGGAAAGAAGUGCCCUCAUAGGGUGGCAUACAAGCGCCUGGUGCGGAUGAACAUGCCGAUCUCGCCUGAAGAUUUAACCGUCCACUUCACGUCCACGUUGAUGGCCUUGAUCCGCACUGCCCUAGAAAUCAAACUUGCCUCAGGGGGUGUUAAACAGCACCAGUGUGAUGCUGAGCUGAGAAAGGAGAUCUCGCUGGUUUGGCCCAAUCUGUCCCAGAAGACUCUGGAUUUGCUGGUGCCUCCUCACAAACCCGAUGAGAUGACUGUGGGGAAGGUCUACGCAGCGCUGAUGAUAUUCGACUUUUACAAGCAGAAUAAGAACAGCAGGGAACAAGUCCACCAGCCGCCCGGAGGCCUGUGCCAGCCCGGCCCAGUGUCACUCUUCCACCCCCUGAAGGCCACUUUGGAGCAAACCCAGCCCACAGCAUUCAACAACGCAAAGGCGUUCCUUCGCCAGAAAAGCUCAGCCUCUCUCAACAACGGGGGCGCGUUGCCAGCCCCGGAGGGUGGGAUCAAAGAGUCCAGUUCUUGGGGGACCCAACGCACCCAGGAUGUGUUUUAUGAAACCAGGACACCAGCUUUUGAACGAGGCCACUCGGAAGAAAUCCCCAUCGAACGGGUGGUAGAAAUGAGGGAAAUCAGCCCCACACUUGCCAACGGAGAACACCAACCAGGCCUGGAGAGCCAAGGGCGGGCGGCUUCCAUGCCGCGCCUGGCCGCCGAAACUCAGAGGAGCAAAGCACGGUCACCUGGGAGUUACCUAGCACCCAUCCCGGACACCAGCCCCAUGAAGCGCUCCGUCUCCACGCUGACCCCGCAGCGCCCUCACGCCAUGCACCUCUACGAAUACUCCUUGGAGCGCAUGCCGCCGGAGCAAGGGCAUCACCACCAUCACCACCGCUGCCACCGGCGGAAAGAGAAGAAGCAGAAGUCCUUGGACAGGUCCCCCCAUCAGCUGGCCGAUGGAGAAGCUGUGGCCCAGUCUGGUGAGUCUUCUUCCAAGGACAAGAAGCAGGAACGCGGCCGGUCCCAAGAGAGGAAGCAGCACUCUUCCUCCUCCUCUGAAAAGCAGCGCUUCUACUCGUGCGACCGCUACGGCAGUAGGGACCGUUCUCAGCCCAAGUCUGCCGAUCAGAGCAGGCCCACCUCACCCAACGGAGGGCCGGAGCAAGGUCCACACAGACAGGGCAGUGGUUCAGUUAAUGGGAGCCCCUUGCUGUCGACAUCUGGUGCUAGUACCCCAUGCCGGGGUCGGAGGCAGCUCCCACAGACUCCACUCACCCCACGUCCCAGCAUCACUUACAAGACCGCUAACUCCUCGCCCGUGCACUUCACCAGUUUCCAAACCGGCCUGCCCACUUUCUCCCCGGGACGCCUGAGCCGCGAUGAAGUGAAUUUGCUGGACAAAAUUACUUCCCACGCACAGGACCUCAGCAAUAUUUCCUUCGGCUAUGACGAAGCCAACUGCAGCGUCCUGGAGAUCGGGCAGUACGCUACCCUCAACAUCCCUACGCGGGAGGCCUUUGGGGACAGGUUUGCAGAUGAGCUGAGCGUGCUGAUGAAGCUCAGGUACUCACUGAAGGAGGACACCAGCCUAGUGACCAUCCUUAGCCAUCGGAGCAACGUGCUCUUCCAGAUCAGGAUUAACCCAUACGCCUUGGUCUUUGUCACCACGAGGAGGAGACAUUAUGAGUUCCCAGUUUCCUUUCUCGGCGAUGGGCGCUGGCACCAAGUUGCUCUCAGCAUCUCCUUGGAGAGACUGGAGUUGCAUGUGGACUGUCGGCUGGUGGACAGAGUGAGCUGGUCCAGUUAUUUUGGGAUGGGAGUGAACACCGAGGGGCUGAUCAUCAUCGGAGGCCUGAUCGAGUCCUUCGAGAUCCCCUUCAAGGGUGCUCUACAGCAACUGAUCUUCGUGAUGGGAGACCCAUCAGCCGCCGGCGAGCACUGCCGCAGCUACAACUCCACGUGCACGCGUUCCUUCAACCUCCACCGCUUCGGUUCCCCGUGGCAGCUCUCGCCAGCCUGGCCAGAGAUAUUUCUGUCAACACGGCAGUGUUCUUCCACCACAGGUUAUGGGCUCUUCUCUCGAUGUUCUUCCAGCAUCAAAAAUGGUGUUGGGGGAUCAUUGCGGUGGAACUGUGAGAAGCAGGUUCGUGUUAGCGUGGGCCACGCUGACAACUGGCUCGUGUCCUUUGCGGAGGGCGAGUUUGGUUUUGACUCCAGACUCACCAAUUCAGAUUUGACCCUGGGGCCGCCUUGGACGUGGGAGGACGCCCAGGAGACCCUCAACCUCCAGCCUGAUGGGAGCGCCCUGACUUCACUCUCUGCUGCAGAGAUGCCGUCAGCUGAGGAGGAGGAGGAGGGCAGCCUUUCUAUUGAGGAUGAAGGCUUUGAGCUGUUGAACUCCACCUACAACAAAAUCACCGGCCCCGGCAGGCCAGGGUUUGGCAGGAGCAGCCCGUGGGUCGCUGGUAGUUCCGGACCCUCCAUCAAAACACACAGAGCAGCCAAGAAGGAGCCAGCCUCUGACCCCGGGGAGGAGAACGUCACCACGGAGAAGCUGAGGGGCGACGCGGGCACCUGGCGGCAGCUCUCGCCCGGCAAACCCGGUGAUGCCAUCACUGACCUGGACGUGCCUGCCACCUUUGCCAAGGUCUCCCCAUCGGUGCCUCGGGCAGCUGCCCCCAAAGGUCCCCUGGGGACGGGGUCAGCUGUGGGUGUCCCUGAGCAUCCCCGGGUAGCGGCCAGCCCCGCUGUCCCAGGGCUUGGGGACGGCGCUGCCCGCCUGGGACACCCCAUCUCGCCGGUGGCCCACAGGCAGCGGGGCCAUGUGAAACCGGGACCUCCGGGGCUGCCAGGACCACCAGGGCUGCCGGGGUACCCUGGAGCCAUGGGACGGACGGGCCCUCCGGGCGACCCGGGCCCUGUGGGCAUCCCCGGUGUCCCCACCAUCGUCCUCUGGAGGAACUCCAGGGAGGACUGGCAGACGUUCACGGGACCCCGCGGGGAGCCGGGGGAGCCGGGCCGGAAAGGCCAGCGGGGGUACACGGGCGAACCGGGGCUCCAGGGCUUGCCGGGACGCGUGGGUUACCCUGGCUCGGAUGGAUUCCCUGGGCUGGAUGGCAAACCUGGGCCGUGGGGGCUGCCGGGAGAGCAGGGACUGCAGGGCUUCCAGGGCGACCGGGGGCUGGCUGGUGAGAAGGGAGAAGAGGGUUUCUCGGGUGACCCCGGACCGGCUGGGGAGAAAGGAGAGAAGGGAGCGAAGGGGAUGUUGGGUCUGAAGGGUGCGACCGGCUUCCAGGGCCCCGUGGGGCCGGAGGGAGAGCCGGGCCAGCCGGGAUCUGUCGGAUGCCAAGGUGUCAACGGCUCUCAGGGAGAAAUGGGUCCUCCUGGCUUGCCCGGCCCCCGGGGCCCCAAGGGCUGUCGAGGUCCAGCUGGAGCCAAGGGUGACCUGGGAGCCAAAGGAGACAAGGGUCCAUACGGAGCACAAGGAGCCAAAGGACCCCCGGGGAUUCGGGGCCAGAUGGGCUUGCAGGGCUUUCCCGGCCCCCGAGGAGCAGCAGGACCCCAGGGACCAGAUGGGGAAGAAGGCCAAAUCGGCCCGGUGGGGCUCAACAGCAGUGAGGGACCCAAGGGAUUGCCUGGGAAGCCGGGCUCCGAGGGGCCGCAAGGACCUGUCGGCACCUACGGUUACCCGGGACCUGUUGGCGACCGCGGGAGGCCGGGGCGCAGGGGAGACAAGGGUGAUCCUGGCACACGGGGGCUGGACGGCAUCCCUGGAAAGCCUGGCUUGGCAGGAGAAACGGGGGCUCCUGGAGCGGCUGGUGCUGCUGGCCCACCUGGGUACCCGGGCCGAGAAGGUCCAAAUGGACCUGAAGGGCCUUCGGGGAUGAGAGGAGAGAAGGUAAGGACAGAGAAGGGUGAUGCGGGAGAUGCCGGGGAAGCCGGCGUCAGCGGGUUGGAUGGCGAGCAGGGAGAGGCAGGAACCUGCGGAGCUCCGGGCAUCGGAGGGGACCCCGGGGAGCCGGGGGACGAUGGGCAGGAGGGGUCCCCGGGGCGGCCCGGGGAGCAAGGCAAGGAGGUACGUGUGCUGGCGGACACCACGGUGUCACGGCCAGGGGAUGGGGACAGGGAAGAUGUGCCACCCGGGGCUCUGGACGGCUGCACGGUGACGCUGGUGAUGCUGGAGACCCAGGCGAGCCAGGACCACAGGGACAGAAGGGUGACGCUGGCCCCAGGGGCCUUCCUGGAGCUCCCGGCCCGGGAGCCGCCACGGGGGAAAUUGGAGAAAAAGGCCAUAAAGGAGAGAAGGGCCAAGAAGGUUUGCUGGCAAGUACAGAGGGGCUGCCCCAGCCCGCCGGGCCCCCAGUGUCCCUGUGGGCUGGCAGUCGGGGCCAGGUCGGUGUCACCGGAGCUGCGGGACCUGGCGGAGCCAGAGGAUGGUUUGGAGAUCCAGGGCCACGAGGCACGGACGGACCUACUGGUGCAGCAGGAUUAG
Messenger RNA from Charadrius vociferus (killdeer), 9831 nucleotides. It is a transcript of the gene CACNA1B, whose product is annotated as calcium channel, voltage-dependent, N type, alpha 1B subunit. The record is from RefSeq and is a predicted model, not a curated record. Gene Ontology annotation, cellular component: neuronal cell body; voltage-gated calcium channel complex; membrane. Lineage: Eukaryota; Metazoa; Chordata; Aves; Charadriiformes; Charadriidae. Gene Ontology annotation, molecular function: high voltage-gated calcium channel activity. Gene Ontology annotation, biological process: chemical synaptic transmission; calcium ion import across plasma membrane.